AUUUGUUGUGAUCAGCUCACUGUUGUUGUUGCUCGGUACCAUACGAGUUGUGUAGUGGUGGAAAUCGGUGUGAUAUAAAUUUUACAAUUUGCAACAAUUGCAAAACUUUCGUGUGAUGUUACGAUAAUAUAUUUAAUGUGUGGUUUAUUAAUGUGUAUACACAUCUGUGGAAGUUAAGGCUCAUGAAUUGCCCUCGAUGGAAAACGAUGAUAAUGCCAAAUCCACAAACCGACACGCGAAACGAGUUAGCUAUGAAUGUAAAACGUGCUGCAAGACGGUCUACUCUAAAUCGCACAAGCAGUUCCACGAAGAAGUGCACCGUACUUCCCGCUACGCCUGCAAUCGCUGCAACAAAACCUACGUGCACAAGCGCGAUCUGGAGCUGCACCACAAGGUGCACGAUGCACCCGGUCGGCAUCAUUGCACGCGCUGUACGGCCAGCUUCGACAGUGCGGCCCAGUUGCAGACGCACAAGGACUCGAAGCACGUGCCGAAGGAAAAGUUUGCUUGCCAGCUGUGCCCGUUGAAGUUUACCCUCAAAGGUAACCUUACCAAGCAUCUGAUCGUGCACGAUGGCAAUCGUUCGUUUUCCUGUGAUGUCUGCGGCAAAACAUUUUUGCGCACCAAUGCGCUAAAGCACCACAUGCUGAGCCAUCGCGUAAAGCGCUACCAAUGCCAGUCCUGCAACAAAGAGUUCAUCGACGCCCGAAACCUGGAGCGGCAUCUAAAAACCCAUUCCCGGUUGAAGGGUUUCAAGUGCUCGAUCUGUGGCGUAACGAGUACGCGCAAGGACAACAUCGUGCGGCAUGCCAAAAGUUUUCACCCGGAGAGCGAUUUGAAGGAAAUUGUGCUUGCAAAUGGCAACGUUAGUGAAGACCAGAUGGAAGCAAUUAAACGGGAAGCACAAACAAGCACCAAACCGGAACUGUCCGUGCCGACCAAUCGUAUUAGUGUCAUACAGGUGAUUGGAACGCCAAAGACAUCGAUCACGCUGGUUCAGCCAAGCGGUGAUCGAGCGCCGUCAACCGAUCGGACUACGGGGCGCGAACCGAACCAAAUCAAUGCACUGCCCACCACCAGACAGGAAGCGCCGAAAGUUGGUUUCGCCGCCCGUCUAGACAAUCUAGAAAUCUAUCGAAAAAUCUUGCAACCUGCGAGUACGCACAGCAGCACAACUGCCAACAGUAGCCGGUUGUCGGAAGUAGGUCAGUCUAACCUCCAAGCUGAAGAUAGCAGCACAAAACAAACCGAACGCUUCCCAUCGGGUGAACUCGGCCACUGUAAUAAUCCGACCGAAAACACGGUUGCCAAUGGUGACGCAGCUAGUCAUAGUGGGGGCAGUGGGGGUAGCAAAGGUAGCGCUGAUGGUGGGAACGCUAGCGCUAGCACCGCCAGCGGUCUAGGAUCUAUUAAUAAUUUCUGUGAAGUUCACUGGCGUAAGCGCACCUCGCAGUACUUUAUCACUAGCAGCAAGGCGCAGACCGAUCGUCCGACUGUGUAGUGCGCGUACGAGACAAAACACA
Messenger RNA from Anopheles arabiensis, 1523 nucleotides. Its product is annotated as zinc finger protein 264-like. NCBI's taxonomy places the organism in Eukaryota, Metazoa, Arthropoda, Insecta, Diptera, Culicidae. The record is from RefSeq and is a predicted model, not a curated record. Gene Ontology annotation, molecular function: DNA-binding transcription factor activity, RNA polymerase II-specific; RNA polymerase II cis-regulatory region sequence-specific DNA binding. Gene Ontology annotation, biological process: regulation of transcription by RNA polymerase II. Bases 197 to 1501 code for a protein of 434 amino acids. The transcript is spliced from 2 exons.